UAAGUCGGUGUAAGACUCACUGUGCCCUGUCCUGCAUAAGCGGCGUGGUCUGUCAUUGUCCACGCCUGUUCCGAUUUCGUUCGGGCUGUGCACGCUGGGGAUUCUCGUUGGCAGGGGGUAUUCAUGGCGCAUAUACAUAAAUAUGUUUUCUUGGCUGCUCACGUGGUUUACUAUAGAGAGUGCUGCCUUAUAUUUGGGUUGACUGCUCUUUCUUUUUUCAAAUUAUGUUUUGCCUUUAGUUUGCUAUGGUACCUAUACGUACAGGCAUCCCACUCUCCGCUCCUCGCAUUCAUAGCCAUUGUUUCUCAACUUGUUGUCCGUGCCUGCGCUGCUUUCGUUCGGUCGUGCGCGCUGGAAUUCUCGUGGCAGGCAGGCAACUCCGUGGUGCAUACAUGAAUACAUUUUAUCGACUCGCGCGUGGGUUAUGCUACUGUAUGUUUUCUUUAUUUUUUAUUUCACUCUCUUAUUUUAAUGUACUUGUUGUUGAACUUCGCCGGUGUUUUGCCAUAGUUUUUGCGAUAUUAAAGCACGGUAUAACAUCUUUGCUUUCUUGUUCCGCUCUUCUUGGGGGCCUUUUUUGUCUUCGUCUUUCUCUUCCGUCCUGACGUGGCCGCUGUCGAGACGAAAUGCGCGAGAAGCGGCGGCCCCGCGAGGCUCGCGGUCUCGCAGCGCGCGCAUCGUCGUUCGAUUGAGCCGGCGACUGCGAUGGGGUGCCCUCGGUGGACCGUGGUGGCUGCCUUGCUGCUACUGGCCGUGCCUUCGCUGUUGGCGGAGAGCAGCGAGGCGCCCGACGACGAGCAGCCGCAGCCGCCGGCCGACGUCGCCGCCGAGGGGCAGGCGACGAGCGGGGCCAGCAGCAUGCACGACGACGAGCGCACUGGGGAGCAGACCCCCGUCGCCUCGCAGCAGGAGCAGGCCGACGAGACCUGGGCCAAGGCCGAGGCGCUGCAAACGUCGGAGACCUACGGGUGCGGCGAGACGUGGGAGACGUGCGACGCCAAACGCACCGACGACGACGACGACAAGUGAACUGGCUUGCAGCUCAAGCGCUGGAUGGCUUGCGUCAUCACGUAGCUGCAUUGCGGCAGCAUGACCCGGAAGCGCGCCCUACCUGAUGCCAAAUUGCUCCCCCCGCCUCGUGCAUCGCCACCCCAUCCACUCCGCCACUGCACACCCAAGUUUAUGCAUCGGCCUCUGUGGACAACAAGAAGUCCUGGUUCAAUAUUGCUGGUAUUAAUAAAAUUAACCC
Molecule: messenger RNA, 1249 nt
Organism: Dermacentor silvarum
Lineage: Eukaryota; Metazoa; Arthropoda; Arachnida; Ixodida; Ixodidae
Exons: 2
Coding region: 706-1029 (107 amino acids)
Source: RefSeq, a predicted model, not a curated record